AUGAGCGAGUUAUUUUCAUCUAUAGUUCAUGUGCUUGAUCCAAUUAAAUGUGGAGGUUCCAGCCCCAAUGAUAAAUUGCAAGCAGGAGCUUUCUUGAAUAUGAUCAAUGAAUUUGAAUUUAUUUUCUUGAUUCAUUUGAUGUUGAAAAUAUUGGUGAUGUCAAAUCAGUUGAGUGCAGCAUUGCAGAGAAAGGAGCAAGAUAUUGUUAAUGCCAUGAUAUUUCUUGACAUUACUAAAAAGAGACUGCAAUUGUUGAGAGAUGACGGGUGGGAAUCUUUGAUGAAUGAAGUUUCAUUAUUUUGUGAUAAACAUGAAAUUUUGAUACCUAAGAUGGGUGAAUCUUAUAUUCCUGGAAAGUCAAAGCGUAAGUCUUGUAGUGUUACUUAUUCACAUCACUUACGUGUUGAGAUCUUUUAUGCUACUAAUGACUUGCAAUUGCAAGAGCUUAAUAAUCGAUUUGAUGUUGUGAGUGGUAACUUGCUUCUUGGUAUGGCAAGCUUGAAUCCGGUCAAUGUUUUUGCUAAUUUUGGGAAGGAAAAAAUAAUGAUAUUGGCCAAACAUUAUCCAGAUGAGUUUGGCGAACCAAAACUUCAAAAUCUAAGUCACCAACUUUAUACUUUCAUAAUACAUAUGCGACGUGGUGAUCCUAUAUUUUCUGAUUUGAAAGGAAUUGGUGAUUUGGCAGAAGCACUGGUUAAUGCAAAUCUCAUAGAGACUUAUUCUCUUGUUGCUUCUGCCAAAUCACCAAUUCCUUUCAAAUCAGAAAAUCUAGGAUCAUCACGUCGCAUAUGUAUUAUGGAAGUAUCAAGUUGGUGA
Molecule: messenger RNA, 816 nt
Organism: Solanum stenotomum
Lineage: Eukaryota; Viridiplantae; Streptophyta; Magnoliopsida; Solanales; Solanaceae
Exons: 2
Coding region: 1-816 (271 amino acids)
Source: RefSeq, a predicted model, not a curated record